AUGGGCGAAGUCGACGGCGCCAUCGAGUUGUAUCGCGAAGCGUUGGUCUCCUCGGAUAAAUUCGCACCAGCAUUAGUAAACUGGGGUAUCGCGUUAGAGCAUAAAAAAGAGUACGACAAAGCCGAAGAAAAGUACAAGCUGGCGGUGGAGAAGAACCCAAAUAUGGCGGAAGCGUACGCGCGAUGGGGCACUUUGAACUUUGGACAAGCGAGAACGCUCGUGCAAAAGAUGUUCAGAUAG
This is a messenger RNA of Bathycoccus prasinos, 240 nucleotides long. RefSeq lists its product with no specific name. The record is from RefSeq and is a predicted model, not a curated record. NCBI's taxonomy places the organism in Eukaryota, Viridiplantae, Chlorophyta, Mamiellophyceae, Mamiellales, Bathycoccaceae. Bases 1 to 240 code for a protein of 79 amino acids. Gene Ontology annotation, molecular function: protein binding. The transcript has a single exon.